Messenger RNA from Cryptomeria japonica (Japanese cedar), 1799 nucleotides. RefSeq names its product putative clathrin assembly protein At4g40080. The transcript has a single exon. Gene Ontology annotation, molecular function: 1-phosphatidylinositol binding; phosphatidylinositol-4,5-bisphosphate binding; clathrin heavy chain binding. The record is from RefSeq and is a predicted model, not a curated record. The coding region runs from base 197 to 1294 and encodes 365 amino acids. Gene Ontology annotation, cellular component: clathrin-coated vesicle; clathrin-coated pit. Lineage: Eukaryota; Viridiplantae; Streptophyta; Pinopsida; Cupressales; Cupressaceae. Gene Ontology annotation, biological process: clathrin coat assembly; clathrin-dependent endocytosis; vesicle budding from membrane.
ACUGGCCCGCCAAGAGCACUGGCAUUAAAUUACGCCCAUGAAGUCCCUAUCCCGGUGGUCCUUCCCCUUAAAUAUGGAUAAAGUCGAAGGACGAAAAUCGGUGCAAAUCAAAAUGACCGCCUGAACCGGUUCCCAAGCUACAUAAACCCGAAGGCAGACGAAACGCCAAAAAGAAACAGCCGAAUAUGGAAAAAUAAUGUCGCAGGUUCGAAUCCCGGAAGGCACAACGGAAAUGAAGCUGAGGAGACUGGUGGGCAUUCUCAAGGACAAAGCCGCAGUAAGCAGGGCCGUUGCAAACUCCCAAUUCGCAUCGCUCCACGUAGCGAUCUUGAGAGCCACGAGCCACGAGGAGGCGCCGCCGAAUGAGAAACACGUGGCGGCGAUACUGGCGGCGGGAGGGUGCAGCUCUCGGCUGCGCGCAUCGAGGUGCGUGGCGGAGCUCAUGGAGCGCCUCACAAAGACGCGAAACUGGGCGGUGGCGCUCAAGUGCCUUAUACUGGUUCACAGGAUCCUCAGAGAGGGGUCUUUCAUUUUUCAAGACCAGCUCAGCCUUUACCCCUUUCGUGGGGGUCGGAAUUACCUCAAUCUCUCGAAUUUCAGGGACCCCUCGAGCGCAGUCACAUGGGAGGUCUCGAAUUGGAUCAGGUCCUAUGCGACCUACAUGGACCAGUGGCUCUCCACCUGUCGUGUCCUCGGGGCCUUCUUCGGCCGCAGCCUGGAGCCCUGUAUGGCCACUGGACUCCCGAAUGCUGAGCUGGCGACGGAACUGGCGGCGCUGAGGGAUUUGCUGGCGGCGGCCUGCGAGUGUUGCCAGCCUCUCGCGCCGGGAAACUCUGUGGUGUUGGGGGCUCUCGGGGUUGUGCUCGCCGACACGUGGGAGUUACAGGAGGAAGUUUUGCACAGGCUAGAGGAGGUACGGGAGCGAAUGGUGGGGCUGUCACCGGGAGAAGCGGUGGAGUUUCUGCCGGUUGUGGAGGCGCUGGCGGCGCAGGAAGAUAUUUUUGGGGGCUUGUUAAGGGUGGACUUGGCCGGAAUCGGUUGUCUCCAAGCGACCGUGCGGGCCAAGGGUUUAUCGGCCAAGGUUAGGGAUAGUCUCAGGGCUGUUUCCGAAUUUAAGCCCCUGGUCACGCGGAUUAAGUUGGGAUGGUCGCGGGAUAAUUUCUCGCAGUCUGCUAGGUUUGUUAGGGAUAGUGCUAAUGGAUUUCACAGCGGCUCUGCGAGAUCUCAAGGCGUAAUUUUGGAGAGGGUUGCCAGCGAUCAUUGGAUUUAUGAUGGAAAUGAAUCGUUGAUUUGAGGAUUAUGGUGGGAAAUUUAUUGAUUAGUUGAGAAAUCGAGUGUAUUGUUACUGUUAUCAUUGUUUUGGAGGUCGACGGUUCGAACCACAAUGGCUGUAUAAUUGGGCAUUUCACCCUCCAAGAGUAUGCGAAAAGUCAGGUGUACAGAAUAAUUUGAAAUAAUUUUACCCGCAAAAUUGUAUCGCGUAAAGGAGGAUUUUUGGGGAAGGGGAGUUUAAAUACAUAGAAGUAGGUAUAAUGAUCAGAGCACCGGUAGAUGCAUUGGAUGGUGCCAGUUUUACCUGUAAUUGAUGGGAUCAGAUAUUUUGUUAACGUAUUUGUAUUUUUGCUUAAGAUAGGAGAAGAGUGGGGUAAAGUAACCAGGCAGGAGUAGGGUACGUGGAGUGAAAUUGCACACGUCUCUAAUCCUGGUUGGCUGCUGGUUCAAACAAUAGUUUGAGUCUUAAAUUCUUUGGGCGUGAAUUUUUUUUUUUGUAUGCCAAUCAUUUCCCAAUUCUUGUAGCG